AUGGAGCCACGCACGGAUCACCCGGUUACUGCGCUCGAAAUUCUCGCACAGAUGGACGGCCAAAAGCUCUUGGCGUUGGGCGCAUGGACCAUCGUCCGCAUCCGCCAAGGCCUGCUUCUACACCACCACGGAUCGCGAACAACCAUGUCGGCGGUGGUGCGUCCGGUGCGCGAUGCGCUUCGUCGCGUCCACGGCGCCUUCAGCCUGGAGCUGCAGAACGAAGGCAGCGUGGCGCGCGACCAUCUCGCCUCGGAACGCACCUUUCUCGCCUGGCUCCGCACCAGCCUCAGCCUGGUCAGCAUCGGAAUUGCCGUGACACAGCUGUUCCAGCUUCCAUCGCUCGUAGGAACACCAGACACCCACAACGGCGCAGGAUACCUCGACUUUGAGGCUACACUCUUGGGUCAAGAUGCCGUGCUGCCGCCACACAUCCUACUCUCCCAGAGACUCGCCAGCAUCGCAAAGCUCGGCAAGCCGCUCGGUGGCUCGUUCAUCCUGCUCGGCGUGAUUGCACUCGGCCUAGGCUGCUACCGCUACUUUGCCGUCCAAGCCACCCUCGUCCAGGGCAAAUUCAUACCCUCCCGACUCGGAAUCUCGGCGAUAGCGUUCCUCGUCGGCGCGCUCGUCGUCGCUGCCACAGCAGUCAUCCUUGCCGGACGACACACUUACUAG
This is a messenger RNA of Moesziomyces antarcticus, 672 nucleotides long. RefSeq lists its product as uncharacterized. Bases 1 to 672 code for a protein of 223 amino acids. NCBI's taxonomy places the organism in Eukaryota, Fungi, Basidiomycota, Ustilaginomycetes, Ustilaginales, Ustilaginaceae. The transcript has 6 exons. The record is from RefSeq and is a predicted model, not a curated record.